Molecule: messenger RNA, 1969 nt
Organism: Ectocarpus sp. CCAP 1310/34
Lineage: Eukaryota; Phaeophyceae; Ectocarpales; Ectocarpaceae
Source: the annotation of a GenBank genome assembly
GCUGUAGCUCUCUCUGCCGGCCUCCCUCUUCUAUGAUGAUCUACAGCAGCUUCAGAUACUCGGCACGGGUGGGGGGUCGGCGAGCGAUGUGCCCGGCUGCUCUAACAACAGUGGGGUGCAGACAGCAGCAGCCGCCAGGUGGAAGCCGAGCGUCAGCAGCUUUCAGCAACAGGCCCGCUGCGCAGCGCCGCACGCUCAGCGGCAGCGUUCGUGACAUCGGCAUGGGAUCAUCGCCAAGGUUCAUGUCCAAGCACCCAGGGUUUGGCAGCAGCAAUCACUCGAUUCACCAUGGAGUUGAAAAGGAUACGCCGCCUCCACCACCAAAAACAGCACCACCAGCCACAACGACAGCAAUUGCCGCCAAGGCUUCGACGCUGGCGGACAGGUGGAAGGCAGCCAGAACCAAGGUCACCGCGGAGUACCUGAAGCGAUUCAUGAAGAAGUACGGCCGCGUGGCCGCCACGUUCCACAUCUCCGUCUUUCUCGGCACCCUCGGCACCUGCUACUGCCUGGUCGACUACGGCGGCCUCGACAUCGCGGAGCUCGUCAAGGACGUGCCCAUCCUCGCGGACAACCUUCCUCCCGCCGGCGCCGGCAACCUGGCCAUAGCGUACGGGAUGACCAGCGCGAUCGGUCCCCCCCGGGCGGUGUUGACCGUGACGGUGACGCCGCGGAUAGCCAGGUUCUUGGCGGGGCGAGAGGAGCGGAGAAAGGCGAGGGAGGGGGGGGCGACGCCUAAUUGAAGAGGCGUUAUGUCGACUGUGCUGCUGGCGAGCUUUGGAAAGUGGUCCAUCUUCUAGUGAUUUGUCCCUCUCUCUCUUUAAGUAGCGAGUUCGUUUGACGAUAGGUGCGCACCGUCGUGGUGUUCGCCUGGAGUGGUUUCUCUUGUUAUAGUGGUUAAAACUAUUUCCGGGUUGGCAUUUGUCGGGCUCGUUGCAGGCGUGUAUUGCAACAGUGUACAAUGUUUGAGGGCUCCAACGAUUGGCGUCGUGGUGAUGAAACUCGGGUCGGGCGCAGGCCUCGCGCCACGCCCUUUUGUUUUUUUUCAAGUACAUACCAAGUUUAUGUUACAGUUAAAGUUCGUUGUUCGCCAAGAUACGAGCUCUAGACAACCAUGAAUGUCUCGUCAGACUUGGAGUUGGUCGUGUAGCAAGCAGCUUUGCCCAACCAGUUGUUCAGAACAUAAUGUCCAUCUGUUGUAUUUCCGCUCUUUUAACCUGUUGAACAAAAAUAGACUUCAACGAGCGAUUGUUUGAGUACGGUUGUAUCUUUUGUUUGGGUAAGACCUCGCUGUGACGUUGAUUAAUUUUGGACGAGCUCUACUCGAUGUGCUGCCUAUUGUGGUAUAUUUUCACGUUGUGUAUUUGCAUUGUUGAUUAUCAGCGCCCACUGGUCUCUCCCUGAGCAGCUUCUACCUUCCAGUCGGUGGCCUGUGUAAAUGUUUCCGGCAGCAGUCACUGCAAUAUGAUACACUUAAGGGCCUCACACCCAAGGGUUGUUUUUGAUAAGACUGGGUCUUCAAUUUCCCCGCUGAAGUGGACAACGGUUCUCGUCCGGGUGCAUGCAGUCAGACUAGUUCCUGGCAGGUUUUGAGACGAGCUGAGGGAAGCACGCCAAAACCGAAGGCCAAUGCCCAAGUGGGAGUUCUCGCCUCAAGUUGUAACUAGUGGUAGCUGAUCCCAGCGCUUCAGCACGCAUGUACCGGAAGAAGCUCGAUUGUGACAUGUGACCCGAACGGCAGUAGAUCCGCUUUCUGCGUGCAUCGAGUUGGUGAGAGAGUCGAACUGAUCGGUUAUAGUCUCCCAUCUCAGAGAGUUAAGCCACGCGGCUGGUGUUGAUUUGGUGCUGCUGAGCAACCACGUGUUGGGCUGGCACAUUCCAGUCCAUAGACGCGUGCGGAACCCUACAGCCUAUCACAGUGAAGUGGAUGUUUUCUCUUGGAGCUAACGUCGGGAGGCGGAGGGACAUG